Molecule: messenger RNA, 1497 nt
Organism: Sorghum bicolor (sorghum)
Lineage: Eukaryota; Viridiplantae; Streptophyta; Magnoliopsida; Poales; Poaceae
Exons: 6
Coding region: 103-1137 (344 amino acids)
Molecular function (GO): protein binding
Source: RefSeq, a predicted model, not a curated record
CGGAAAUUCUGAAAGACUUACAGAGAGUUGUAUUGUACUUAUAAUAACGUGCAAUCAUAGGUGCCUGAAGCAAGAGCAGGAAGACUCUUCCAACAAGCAAUCAUGGGUGCCUGCGCCUCUUCAUCUCGUGGUCGCUCAAACCAUGGCAAGAACCAGAAAUCCGCAAAGGUUGCGGCAAUUCCAUCUACUCCAGCAGCGCAGGCAGGCCGUGCUGUUGCCUCUUCUGGGAUGGAAGAAAAGAGCAGCUUCACAUGGAGGAUCGAUGGCUUCUCCUCGCUUCUUGACAAGCAAAAAGGAUGGACCAACUCUGGAUAUUUUGAGAUGAAGAAGCUUAAAUGGUACUUGCAGUUGAACCUGAAGGACAGGAAGAGUGGCGACGAAAGAGACUACGUCUCUCUUAUCCUCGUGCUGUCAAAAACUUAUGAUCUGAAUCCCGACACCAUCGUCGAAGCAUCGUUCAAGCUCUUGAUAUACGAUCAAGAAUACGGACGACAUAGAGAACAUCAAUUUAGCCACCAAUUCCAGACUACAGAGAGCAGCAGAAGCUCCGGGAUCUCAUGCACGAUCCCCGUCGAGACACUCAAGGAACCCUCCUCUGGUUUCAUCGUUGGCGACAGCUGCGUCUUCGGCGUGGAGCUCAUCAAGCUCACCACUGCUGCUAAGGCCAAGCACAGUUCAGGAACGCUGAGUGAUGUUGAGAAGAUAAAUGGCUUCAGCGCCCGGGAAGCCUACACCUGGGUCAUCGAUGACUUCUUAACCCUCAAAGGCCGGUGCUACUCACCGGAGUUCGAGAUCGGUGGACGCAAAUGGUACCUGACCAUGUACCCUUCCGGCAUCGACGACGGUGGUAAUGAGGAAUUCCUCUCCCUCUACCUUCAUAUGGCCAAGCCAGACGGAGACGCUUCCCUCCAGAACUCAGGGGUGCUGGUAGAAGUCAGUCUAUCCAUCAAAGACAAGGUGACCAGCAAUCGCAGCGCAAUGACAGGCCGGUGCCAGUUCCAAGCGACAGACGACGGCGAUGGCUGGGGAUGGGCAAAGUUCAUGGCGGCGAAGUCUGUGAAGGACUGGUACCUUGUGAAGGGCAGCUGCUUAAUUGAGGCAGAUGUUGCCAUCGCUAGCUCGUCCAAACUGGAAUAAGGAUCAUACGACUCUACUUACUAGUUGUGCGUGUGUCGAGCCAAAAUUGGAACUGUGCAGGCGUGGGUUUUGUCUUGUUUUUUUUUCUCGAACACCCAGACAGCUGCGUAUCAUUAUAUUAAUAGAAGAAAAGGAAAAAUCUUACAGGGGCUAAACCCAUACAGAGGCAAGACCCCACAAACACACACCGCCUUAAAACAAAACAGCUAAGUCACCGGAGAAGAAAGGGUUUUGUCUUGUUGAUAUUGUCUUUCUGAACUCUGAAUCUAAAUGUAGCUGUACACUACAAAAUGGUUGACAAUUAUUUGUUGUGUGACAAUAUGAAGUGAGGUCGCUCUCCUGCGUCCAUACGUCUGAAUU